AUGAAUCAUACUGAUGAUAAUUCAUCACCAUUGUGUACUCCAUCACCACCUGUUCUUCACCUAAAUAAUGUCUACUCCGGACAAAGUAGUAUCUCACCACAGUUUAAUAUUGAUACGAAUCUCGACAAAAAACAGGAUAUAGCACCACUUAUGGCAUCUAUCGAAAAUUUAAAACAAUUGAUUGCAAUCCCAUUAGCAAGCUUUUCAGAACGAGAAAAAAAUGAUGAAAAAAUUAUGGAGAAAUUGCAGAAACAAGAACAAAUGAUUGCAAUCCUAUUAGCAAGCUUUUCAGAACGAGCAAAAAAUGAUGAAAAAAUUAUGGAGAAAUUGCAGAAACAAGAACAAAUGAUUAAAUCAUUGAUGAAAAAGUCUCCAUUGUCAUUACAAUCAAAUAUUUCAAAUAAUGCAACUGCUCAACAACAAACUGAGUUAAUGUCAACAAUAAAUGGUUCUCAAUUAUCACUUGUUGCUAAUGAAAUAUCAACAAUCACAACAACAAAUAGUGGAAUAUCCGAAGAACAACGAAUACUCGAAGAUAUACAAAAUGGAAAUUUUAUGAAAAAUAACCAACACGAGGAGAUUCGAACUCAUGCUACAUAUGUAACAACAAAUGAAUUAUAUUUUAAUAAUCAAUCAUCUACGAAACCUGAUGAAAUUGAUAGAAUUCGAUAUCAAAAAAGUCAAAAAAAAGCUAAAACUGGAAAAGAGUGCAACGAGGUAUCCAACAAAAUAGCAGAUCAAACGUCGGGUUCAAUGAGUAAUACUGAUAAUGAAAAUCAACGACAAAUUAAGUUAAAAUCAAAGAAUAGCCAACAUAAAUCAUCGUCGAUUUCUGUUGAUUAUCAGCUACUACAUCAAGUAGUUGGAACCAACAACAAUUCAUCUACUACUAAUUUAUUAAAUGAACCUGUUGCAGUCCAUUUACGUCAUCCAAUUAAAACUAAAUUCGAAGAGAUGACGAAAGUAAGAAGACCUGUUUCACUCACGGAUGAUUUUAACAAUCCACUAGAAUUAAUUGUGAGUAGUGGUCGGUUACCCUCUGGUAAUGUUGAUAUGGAUUUAAGCAUGGUAUCACAAUCUCAGGAUGGAAAUCAUUUUAGUCCUUAUAGCCUCUCAACAAAAAACGACGGAACAUAUUCUGAUAUAUUAUCUGUCAAAUGUAAAAUUCCUGAAAGAUUCCAUUGUACACUUGGUACUGGUCAUCAACGGUUAAAAAUUUCAUUAAUCGAUGGCUUUUAUAUUAUUGAAAAUAAUCAAAUGACGGAAUUUUGUUAUGUAAAUUGUAAAGAAGAAUCUUUCGAAACAUGCUUCGAAAUAGUCAAGCGAGAUGAAUGUUUAAUUGGUCCCAUUCAUUGUUCGGUGGAGAUUCAACCUUUAUAUUGUGAAGAUUCUUCUAUAUCAUCACCUAUAACAUAUUACCCUGACCUAUGGUGA
Messenger RNA from Rotaria sordida, 1434 nucleotides. NCBI's taxonomy places the organism in Eukaryota, Metazoa, Rotifera, Eurotatoria, Philodinida, Philodinidae. The record is from the annotation of a GenBank genome assembly.